GAACAGGGACAAAUUAGAAAGGGGGUUUCUUUCACUUCAGAUUUGGUUAAUUAGGGUUCCGUUGGCGCGAGCUAAGAACGAAGGAAGUAGAAGCAGCAAAACCCAAUCAAAGACCCUCACUCUCACCCCACACUUCACGUAAGUGAAAACGGCACCAUGGACAGCAUAGUUGAUUCUCUGAAUAAUGCCUAUCAAGAUUUUGUUGUUGCAGCAGCAAAUGUGUUGGAAGCCAAAGAAAAUGCUGGUUCCAUUAAAACAACAGCAACCGAUACUGCUCUAGAAAACUUUAAGCAGAAGUGGGAAUUGUUUAGAGUAGCAUGUGAUCAAGCCGAGGAGUUUGUGGAGUCUGUGAAGCAAAGGAUAGGAUCCGAGUGUCUGGUGGAUGAGGCAACAAGGCCUGUAGCAGGAAAACCUGGACAAGCUACCAUGACUGGUCUUCCUCCCAUCAGUGCAGUUCGGUUGGAACAGAUGAGUAAAGCAGUUCGAUGGCUUGUGAUUGAAUUGCAGCAUGGCUCUGGAGCUGGUUCUGCUAAUUCAGCUCUUACCCACCCCUCAGCUCAGUUUGAUGCCAGGUUUUCUGAAGAUGCUGCUCAGUAGCAUUAACGUGACUGUGAUGAUUAAUGUUAUAUAUCUUUUCUCUAAGUUGAUCGUGCUUAGGCUAUAUUGCGUUAGACAUUUUGUACAAGACUAAGUAUUAGCUUUAUGCUAAGCUGUUAAAGAAUGUAACUUACGUGUAUUGUGCAUGACACAACAAUCCUUAAUUUUCUGUUGGUGAUAAUUAAUGUAUUUUAUCCUGCAAAAAUGAAAACGUAUGAGUUAUGCCUGAA
Molecule: messenger RNA, 827 nt
Organism: Glycine soja
Lineage: Eukaryota; Viridiplantae; Streptophyta; Magnoliopsida; Fabales; Fabaceae
Product: mediator of RNA polymerase II transcription subunit 32-like
Exons: 2
Coding region: 157-597 (146 amino acids)
Biological process (GO): cold acclimation; leaf senescence; regulation of DNA-templated transcription
Cellular component (GO): mediator complex
Source: RefSeq, a predicted model, not a curated record